This is a messenger RNA of Vespa velutina, 3800 nucleotides long. It is a transcript of the gene SC35, whose product is annotated as serine/arginine-rich splicing factor 2. Lineage: Eukaryota; Metazoa; Arthropoda; Insecta; Hymenoptera; Vespidae. Gene Ontology annotation, molecular function: RNA binding. The record is from RefSeq and is a predicted model, not a curated record. The transcript has 4 exons. The coding region runs from base 132 to 659 and encodes 175 amino acids.
UCCGUCGUGGCUUCCAUUCGCCAUUUUCUCUUGUAGCGUGCAGUACUCUCGCGAGUUCUUUCGUAGUAAAGUUCGUUCAGAAUAUAGAAAUAAUUAAAUUGUGAUAGAAUAGAGGAAUAAACAUCGCGAAUAUGAGUUACGGUAGACCACCGCCGCGUAUCGACGGCAUGGUGUCUCUAAAAGUUGAUAAUCUUACGUAUAGAACGACGCCAGAAGAUCUCAGGCGUGUAUUCGAAAGAUGCGGUGAGGUUGGUGAUAUCUAUAUACCACGAGAUCGUUUUACCCGUGAGAGUCGUGGUUUCGCUUUUGUAAGAUUCUAUGACAAGCGCGAUGCAGAGGAUGCAUUGGACGCUAUGGAUGGUAGAUUACUUGAUGGUAGGGAACUUAGAGUUCAAAUGGCACGAUAUGGACGACCAACCUCGCCUCAUAGAAGUCGUGGAAGUCGCAGACGUGGAAGGUCACGUAGUCGUAGCAGAGAUCGCAGACGUUCUCGUACACGAUCACGCAGUAGAUCUCGUAGUCGUGAUAGAGAUCGUAGACGUUCCUAUAGUCGGAGUCGUAGUCGUUCUCGUUCCGAUAGUAAAAGCUCUCGUGGAAAGUCUCGCUCUCGCAGCAAGUCUCAAGAAAGGCAGAAAGACAGCCGUUCCAAAUCAAGAUAAGAUACUGGAAUAACAGGGCAUGAGUACAAGCAAAAAGAUCCACUUCCUCCGAUCCACCAUAUUAUCUGUCUUGAGAAGAGAUUGAAAAAGGUAUUCUAUUACUCUAUACCUACAGCACCUCUGUAACAUAUUUUCAUUCAGAGUGUCAUUUAUAUUUAUACAUUAAUUCUGACAACGUAUUGUUCUGCGGUUUUUUUGUAGAAAAAAAGUAAAAUCAAGUUUAUUGUAUUAAUUUUAUGCUAUGAGUCUAACUUUACAAAAUUCUUAGUUACAUGUUUUAUUUGAUUUUUACUCCAUUAAGCAUUAUUGUUUAAUGAAAUACUUUUGUAUGUUUGAAAGGAGAGAAAUCUUGUAAUUUUCCUUUGUAAAGAGACUUAUUAAUUGCAAUUUACUGUAUAUCUUAUAAUUAUCAUCAAAAUUAUAUUGUAUUUGAUGGCACUUGUACUACAUUCUAUAGGAAAUAUCACCUAUCACUAAACGUUUAUGAAUAGUAACCUGUGUUUAUUAAUAAUAGAGUCACUACUAAUAGUUUACAUUAGCAUUUCAUAAUCAGGUUUGAGAGAAAACUAAAAUGAGUAAUUUCGUUAUAGUAUUUCUUUUAAAUUGCAAAAAAAUAAUCUCUCGUUCGUUUGUAGUCAUGCACGUGUGCGCGUACGCGUAUUAUAGACAUAUAAAUGCAUAAAAGGGGAUAGGGGAGAGAGAAAGGAUCUACAGAAAGAGUAGUAAAACACCACUAUAUUGUACAGGUCUUUCCAAACCAAUUCUAAUGAUCAUCAAAUACACUCAAUGAUGAUAAACCUGUACCUCCUCGAAUGUAUAAGCAUUGAAUGAUAUCUUCGAUUCAUUCGAUUUCUUUUGUACAUAGCGGAUGGACAUGUUCAUUGUCGAUUAGUGUAUGUAUAUAUAAUAUUGUUUUAACAAUGUUGAUUAUUUGACAACAAAUUGAUAUUUUGAAAGCUUUAAAAAAAAAAAAAAAAGAAAAAAAAAAAAUAAAAGAACAAACAAAAAAAAAGUCUUAAGAUAGUAUUCAAUGUAAUGUUUCUAAAAUCAUCAAUUUUUGAAAUAGACUAUUUCCACUUGUUAUAUCGAUAGAUUAUAAAUUGAUCCAAAAGAUGUAUCAACUAUUAGAAGUUUUUUUUUUUUUUUUUUUUUUUUUUUUUUUUCAAUUGCACUAUUGGCAUAUUUACAUGUCAUUUUCUUUUUUAUUUUUUUAUUUUCAAUACAAUGCAAUUAAUAGUAACUUCUACAAAAUACUUCUAAGUUAUAUUGAGAUAUUACUUUUUAUUAUAAUUAUAAAAUUGCCCACAGUGGGCAAAAAGUGGACUAAUAAUAUUCCUGGAAAUAGUAAUGGUGUUAAUGUAUAAUGGUAAUUAACAGGUAAUGUAAGAUAUCACACAAUUGACUAAAUUUUAUACGUAAUUAAUAUUACAUCACAAAACAUCUUUGAUUUUUCAUUUUUCGAUAUCUUCAAAGUAAAAAUCUCGUAUUGAUCGAAUGAAAAAUUUUUUUUACAAUAUAUAUUUUAGAAAUAAGAUAUGCGUUUCUGUAAUAAUAUAGGUUUACUAAUGUAAAUUUGCCAGAUAAAAAUAAAGCGUAAAAAGACAUAGAUGAUUACACUUUUCGGCAAAAUUUAAAUGUUAGUAACGUUAUAAUAACUUCUAGUAUGUGUAUACAAAUUUUGAAAUUUACAGUUUAACUGAACUGGCUAUAAUAGUUCAAUGAGCCUUUUUUAAACAAAAUUAAUUUAAUUUGCUAUAUUUUUAAAGCAGUAUUACAAAAUUAUUACGUACGUGUAUUUUAUGAUUUGAUUGUUGAAAUUUUAACAUUUUAUACAUGAAUGUUUCAUCUGUGCAAAAUAUUUGUGUAAACAAAAUGAAAGUACUACUGUAGGAGUUUACAGUUUAUAGAUAUUGUAGUUAUUGUAAAGAUAUUAUAGUGUAUUUACAAUUUAUAUUGUAAUCAGAAUACGAUUAGUUCGAAAAAUAUUGGAUAAAUCUUAUUGAACAUGACUUUAGUAAUAACCUGUAGUAUUGUAUUGCUACUUAACUCUUUGUGGAUGUAAGAAUAAUAUUUUGAUGUAUGGUACAACACAAUAAUACAUUAUUUUGGUGUUCCCAUAGAAAUAAAGCAAACACUUGAUUGUUAAAAAAGUGUUCUUUUUGCAGUAAACAUUGAUAGAUAAUUUAUUGUCCCAAAGGAUCGUAAGAUCCAGGAGAAACGUAGCUUUAUGACCAUACCGUCCACAAAUGGGUUAAUAGAAAAAGGGAAAAAAAAGAAAAGAAAGAAAAAAAAAAAAAACGAAAAAAAAAAAGGAAAAGAAAAAAAAACUUACUUUUAUAUUAAGUUUUUAAUAUUAAGUUAAAAACAAUAUUGUUGCUUAACUGUUCAAGAGUUAUUUCUUUAUGAAACGUUAAAAUCCUGUCAUGGAUGUAUCAUAUUAUCUCGGUAUAACUAAGUUAUAAUUUUAUGGUGCCACAGGCGGUGGAAAGGAGUGGCAUGGCGAGUGUAGCCGAUGAUGGGGUAGCUGAGAGUAAGCUGUAAGCCGAGUAAGCAGGGCUGUAAGCAGUUUGCAGUAGCGGGCGGUUGGUGGUCUGGUGAAAGCAGGUUCGCGAGAGAUCGAUGCGAGAGAGUGUGCGAGCAGUCUCUUUGGGGGGUCGCACUGCAGAAUUUACGGAUGGUACGGUCAAGCGCAGAGAAUAAAAAAGCAGAACGCAAUCAGAGCAGCAGCACGCGGUUGCUGGUCGCAGAGACAUCGAUCCGGGUAGCAGGUAGCACGUGAGCAUAUCACCAGACACCUCGCGAACGACAAAACGCGUCAGCUGAUAAGUUACCACAUCUACCUUAGUUGCCAAUAAUUAUUUGACAAUUAUUGGCUAUCGUUUUCGACACUUGCCGCCACAUAGUACAAUUAACUAGGUGGAACUGUGCUCGAAGAAUAUCAUAUUUCUUUCCGCUUUUUCUUUUUUGUGUUUUUCUUCUAGAUUCGAUAUAUAUCAACAGGAUUUUUGGUGUAAACGUUUUAGAGGUAAGCCAAAAAAAUAUUUACUAUAUGUGUUGUAUAUAUUUGCUUUUACAACUCCGUCGAUUCAAAGGGUAUAUUUAUUGAUGUAAGGGCGAUUAAUAAAGAUUUUUUUUAACUUA